CCAAGUUCCCUCCCUUCGCGCUCCGCGAAGCCCGCCUGAGCCCUCCCACUCGGUGCAGACAGAACCAUCGCGGCCGCCGCCAGCCGGGCCCUCCACGGCCUUGCGUCCCGAGCCCCCUUGACUAACCCGGUCAGCUCUUUAUCCGUGGCUCCGCGGAGGCGGCGCGAGGACUCGGCGGCCCCUGCGGCCCGCGCUCGGACCUCCGGCGGCGCCAGCGGCCCGGACCCCCUUCCUGGCGGGCCCGACCUUCCUCCCUGCAGUCCCCGGGAGCUUGGCGCCCGGCUGGGGCCGCACUGCCCGGAGCCGGGGAGCGCGGCCGAGAAAUCCCCAGUUGGACAUCCAGAGCACCUACCCUGUUCUUUCUGCAUCUUGAAUUGAACUGUUACCAGGACUCUCUGAGGUCUGAAAGGGAAAUAAAAGAUAUUACAUGCUGCAGAGGGUAGCUGAAGAUAGAAAGGACUCCCUGUGACACCUGCCUCACAUCUAUAAAAUACUCAUUCCUCUUUCAACUCUGCCUGCAGUUGAGCACAAAGACCUGGAGGAGACUCCCACAUCCUUCGGGGAGAAGAAAGGAGGCAGCUAAGCAGAUUAAAGGAACUUGUGGCUUGUGGCCUUUUGGAAAGGGGGAAAGUGAAUUAGAGGCCCGGUGCGAGUUAAUGAGCUGUGAGAUGAGGCGCCGCUGCUGCUGCUGACACCCAGGUUCCAGGCUCCGUCCGCUGCCCUUUGUGCUUCAUGUACAUGUGUCUAUUCAGCGCAUCCGGAGGCGCCCAGACCAGAAUCCAACACGGCUGCCGGGGAGAGACCACCCACCAUGCCCACGGAGACCCUACAGACAGGUAGCAUGGUGAAGCCGGUCAGCCCCGCGGGCACCUUCACCUCGGCAGUCCCCCUGCGCAUCCUCAACAAAGGGCCCGACUACUUUCGCAGGCAGGCCGAGCCCAACCCCAAAAGACUCAGCGCCGUGGAGAGGCUGGAAGCGGACAAGGCCAAGUAUGUCAAGAGUCAGGAGGUCAUCAACGCCAAGCAGGAGCCCGUGAAGCCGGCCGUGCUGGCCAAGCCCCCCGUGUGCCCGGCCGCCAAGCGCGCCCUGGGCAGCCCCACGCUGCGGGUGUUCGGCAGCCACGCCAAGACCGAGAGUGGCGUGCAGAGGGAGAACCUGAAGCUCGAGAUCCUGAAAAACAUCAUCAACAGCUCCGAAGGCUCCAGCUCGGGCUCGGGGCACAAGCACAGCUCCCGGAACUGGCCGUCCCACCGGCCAGACUCCACCGACCUGCACCGGCACUCCUUCGCAGAGUCCCUGAAGGUGUACCCCACGCAGGGCCGCGGCAGCCCGCAGGAAGGCGGCUCCCACGUGGGCAGGAGGCUGCUGGAGCAGUCGGCCGAGUCCUUCCUCCACGUCUCCCACAGCUCCUCGGACAUACGCAAAGUGACCAGUGUGAAGCCCCUAAAAGCGAUCCCCUGCAGUAGCUCCGCCCCUCCCCUGCCUCCCAAACCCAAGGUCGCGGCCAUGGCCACCGUGAAGUCCCCUGAAGCCGACCCGGUGGAACCAGCCUGCGGAGUCAGCCGGAGACCCUCGCUCCAGAGGUCUAAGUCGGACUUGAGUGACAGGUAUUUCCGCGUGGACGCAGACGUGGAGAGGUUUUUUAACUACUGCGGACUGGACCCCGAAGAGCUGGAAAACCUUGGAAUGGAAAACUUUGCAAGGGCUAAUUCCGACAUCAUCUCCCUCAACUUCCGCAGCGCAAGCAUGAUCAGCUCAGAUUGCGAACAGUCUCAGGACAGUAACAGUGACCUUAGAAAUGAUGACAGUGCCAAUGACCGGGUGCCAUAUGGCAUUUCUGCCAUCGAAAGAAAUGCUAGGAUCAUCAAGUGGUUAUAUAGUAUCAAACAAGCUAGAGAGUCACAGAAGGUCUCCCACGUGUAAGACAAAGUGCGUGCAAAGGAGGGAGGGGUGGGUCUCUGUCUGUGCAUCCGCAGUCGUGAAGGUUGUGAGCUUCUCCACUCUCUUUGUGUUGCUUGUUGUGCAAUGUUUCCAAGUUGCAUGCCUGUCAACAUGGGGACUGACCUGGCUUCCACGUGAACCAUCGCUGCAGAGCCUGGCUGAACACAACGUCAUCUGCCAAGAGUUUCAGGCCAGAAUCCGAUUAGGGCUUCGAUCUUAAGCAAAACUGUUUACACGAAAAACGGUAUACAACUUCUUCAAUAUUUAUGUGGUUCUUGUGUUUUUAUAUCCCGCGCUCUUGUGUCUUAAUUAAAAGUUUUAUCAAUUGGCUUUUAGGUUAAGAGUAGAAUCUUUUUGAAAUAAAAAGCCAAUUUGCCUACGUGUGAGCCCGAAACAAUGGGGAAAAAAAUCAAUGGGAUCUGCUACCAAACAGAUACAGUGACUGACCUAAGAUAGAGAACCACGCUGGGUUUUCUGAGGAAGAAAGCGGUGAGCCUGAUGUUAAUCAUUUGCGUAUUGGAAUUCUCCUGCCACUACUAAAGUAAGGGUUGGGGCAAUAGUGCUACGUUUUGUGUCCGAUUAAGUGUGUAAAUGUUGGUGCUUCUGUGUAAUACCCCAAGGAAAGACAAUCAGAAACAAUGAAGGUGAUUAAAUCUAGGAGUUUGGGUGUUGGGGGUUUUGUUGAUGUUGUUCUCUGAUUUGGGUUGAUUCCGAAAUUUCUCCUAUUAAUCUUUUGACGGGAAUGGCCAUCCUAAAGCUGAUACUAAAUGUCUUUAUAAAAAAAAAGUUGUUUGUUUUUUUAUCAAGAACUAAUUCUAUGCUGACUCUCUUCCCUCUCUCCUUCCCUCCCUGUGUUGUUGAUUUAUUUGGGAGAGGGGAGUGGGGCUUGUGCAGGGGUGAGCUAUCCGAAGACAUGAACACAAAUGGAAACACCAGCCAUAUCGGUAUAGAGCCUCCCAUUCAAAAGCGAAUACCUUUCGUAGCUGAACCAUAUCUGAGCAGUGCGAUCGUGUUGUCUGGCGUAUGUUAUUCUCUCAGGCUGUGGACCUUUGCUACAGCUCUAGGAAACUGUAGAAACAUGAUGCUUUUCCACCCUUUGGUCUCUAGUGCUCCAUAUCGACUCAUUCCCGUUUUCCCCAGUGACCUGUCUUGCAGGUGGGUCAUUAGCUGUGGACCAGCUGACAGUGGUGUGUGGUAGCUGAGAGGUAAAAACGUGUAGCGGUCUGCUUCAUUGCUCCGUACUCAUGCUCUGAAGUUCUCAGCCGCACUACCUUAGACUUUAUCAGCGAAUGGGGAACUUUUUAUGGUGUAAAUGCUGUAAGACUUUGUACAUACUUCAGUUGUUAUGAAAUCUUUAAGAAAAAAGAAAACGUUACGCUAAUAAAUAGCUCUGGUGCAGGCACUAAUGGUGGUGGUUUCUCUUUGUCCUUUUCUUUGCACCUGCCACGAAAAGUUUAACUUUGGACUGUGAGCCAGAAGCAGAUUUUUGGUAGCCUCAAAGGAACAUGUUUUCAUUAAAUUACUUUCACCAUAUCACAGUUAUUCGGAACAGCGAUAGAUAGCAGUGUGCUUUUGCUAAAAUAGUUUGUCAAGGUUCCUAAAAUAUGCUGCCUUGUCUUUACUUAGUUCACACUUGUGGUAUUUUUACCUUUUCUUAAACAUCAGAAUUUUUCACAUCUUCCACAAGACCUUCAGUGGUAAAUACUUAUGAGUUCUUACAGCGGAGACCUGCCUUUGAAUGUUAUUUGUACAAGCCCAACAUCAUUAGCAUUACACGUGUUCAUACAUUUGUCCACUCGUUCGUUCACUCCUCUUUCAACAGGUCAUUUGGUGAGUGGCCCCCUUUUUGGGCCUGACAGUAGGCACAGGACUGCUGUGGUCAACGACACACAGUCUCUGUGUCAAGGAACAUAGAUGCUCACCUUUAAGAGAAACAGCAUUCCUCUUAGUGGACAGAUCUUAUCUCCUCUUAUUAGGACGCUGAGUAUUCAAGUUAUCUAUUGAAUCAAGUCAUUUGAAGAUUAACAUUGCUUCAAAAGUUCCAUAUACUGUGUCAAUGUAAAAGAAAACAUUGUUUAAAAAGCAAUUUUCAGAAGCAGAAAUGAUAAAGAUUCCCAACUAUUAACUGUUUGUAACUUUUUCCUUCUGGAAAUCAAAUGUGGUUCCUUGACACUCUCUCUGCUGGUUUGGGAAUUCUUUCUGGUUCUCUGAUUAAUUACCAGUUGCACUAGAACUCUACUUCCCAGAAAAAACAUUUGGAAAUGCAGCUUUCAGUGGUGAUGACACAGUGCAUGCAAGAUUAUAGAAUGAAAAUAGGUUUCUUUCAUUUAAUUUAAAAUAAGUAUACACACACACACACACACACACACAUAUACAUAUAUAUAUAUUCUUCCCUCACCAUUAGGGUAGAAAUGUGGCCAUUUGAAGUAUUCAUGGCUUAGCAUUUAUAUAUCCGUCUCUUUUUAGGGCUAUUGAAAUACCAAAAAUAGAUGCUAUUUUUCUAAGGACACCAGUUUUUUUUUGGGAGGCGAGCACUUCUUAGCUAAUUUAAUAUCACUGUCAAUGCUGUUUUAGUCAUGGAUUCUGCUGAAGCUUCCAGCAUUUCAAAACCAUGUUUAAUCUGUGUCCCACUGUAAUUCAGUCUAAUCCUCCAUGGCCUUAUUUGUACAAUGGAUAAAUGUGAGCCUUUUGGUUCCCUUUAUGGAAGGGGGGAGCUCAUUAUUUUCUUUUUUGUUCUUGAAAUUAGAGUUUCUAUAAAGGACCGUUUCAAAGGCUUAAUAUUAAAUC
Messenger RNA from Zalophus californianus (California sea lion), 4729 nucleotides. RefSeq names its product family with sequence similarity 110 member B (gene FAM110B). The transcript has 4 exons. The record is from RefSeq and is a predicted model, not a curated record. NCBI's taxonomy places the organism in Eukaryota, Metazoa, Chordata, Mammalia, Carnivora, Otariidae. The coding region runs from base 812 to 1924 and encodes 370 amino acids.